UUGCCUACCCGAACCACUCCUACGCAUCUAAGUGCUCCAAAAUGAUAUAUGACAAUAUCUACUUUAGAUCACGUGCUCUUAGGGUGACUAAGACGAAUAGCGCGUCAUUCUGCCUUCCCAAAUUUGUCCCCCUCUGCUGAUCGGAUCCAAAAGGUCUAUCUAUACAGCACGAAGCGGAGAAAGAUGUUUAACUCAGUGAAUCUGGGAAACUUCUGCUCUCAGUCGCGUAAGGAAAGGAAUACAGACUUUGGAGAGAGAGCCGCCUGCGCUUCCAAUAUCUACCUCCCUAGCUGCACCUAUUACGUCCCUGAAUUUUCAACAGUGUCAUCGUUCUUGCCACAGGCCCCAUCUCGCCAAAUCACCUACCCUUACUCCACAAAUCUGUCUCAAGUUCAGCCAGUCCGAGAAGUCUCAUACGGCUUAGACCCAUCAAGCAAAUGGCACCAUAGAAGCAAUUACGCGUCCUGCUAUGCUGCGGAGGACUUAAUGCACAGAGAGUGCAUCCCGCCUUCCACCAUGACCGAAAUGCUAAUGAAAAGUGAAAGCGUAUACAGCCACCACCAUCCCAGCGCCAACCAUCCAUCCGCUGGCUUUUAUUCUAGCAUGAGCAAAAAUAGCGUCCUCCCUCAAGGGUUUGAUCGUUUUUUCGAAAAUGCUUAUUGCGGGACUGAGAGUCAGUCAGAAAACUGCGCCCACAAGAGUGAGGGAAAGCUCAGCUCAGCACCCCAGUCAAGCAUACUGUCACCUGGAGGAGACCGGGAGAAAGACCCGGAAGAUGAAGAGGAAAAUACGAACCCGGGAUCAUCUGCUUCGUCUUCUUCUAUCAAUAAGGAAGGCACCAAAACCAACAGCUCCAGCAUCCCACGUACAAGGAAGAAGAGGUGUCCAUAUUCCAAAUUCCAAAUCAGAGAAUUGGAAAGGGAGUUUUUCUUCAACGUAUAUAUAAACAAAGAAAAACGUCUGCAGCUGUCAAGAAUGCUGAACCUCACCGACCGACAGGUUAAAAUAUGGUUUCAAAACAGAAGAAUGAAAGAAAAAAAACUCAGCAGAGACCGCCUGCAGUAUUUUUCUGGAAACCCUUUAUUGUGAACACUGAUAAUUAUGCACAGAUACUGCAGAUAUUUGUAUAUAUCCAUGUAUAUAUAUAUAUAUAUCUAUAUAAUAUAAUGUAUGUACUGAUGAAAAUGAAAGCGGAAAGACUUUAUGCGUAUUGUCCUAAAGGACUAAGAGCCAGCAGUGGCAGACGACUGAAUUUGCCGUUUUUGUUUGGACAGUAUUAAUGCGAAGUUUAGCACUCCUUGAUCAAACUAGGGCUGCAACGAUCGUGGUUCUGUCUCUUAUUUAAUGUUCUUUGCGAAAAUGUGAAACAUUUCUUGAGCUGUAAGCUGUUCGUUUUAUAAAAUGCAAUGCUAUAAAUGUUUACAUUGUUAUUUCACUUAUUAAAAUAACAAUUCAUACCUUA
Messenger RNA from Protopterus annectens (West African lungfish), 1462 nucleotides. It is a transcript of the gene HOXC11, whose product is annotated as homeobox C11. Gene Ontology annotation, biological process: anatomical structure development; regulation of transcription by RNA polymerase II. Gene Ontology annotation, cellular component: nucleus. The record is from RefSeq and is a predicted model, not a curated record. The transcript is spliced from 2 exons. Gene Ontology annotation, molecular function: DNA-binding transcription factor activity, RNA polymerase II-specific; RNA polymerase II cis-regulatory region sequence-specific DNA binding. Bases 184 to 1089 code for a protein of 301 amino acids. NCBI's taxonomy places the organism in Eukaryota, Metazoa, Chordata, Ceratodontiformes, Protopteridae.